This is a messenger RNA of Cyprinus carpio (common carp), 4537 nucleotides long. RefSeq names its product huntingtin-interacting protein 1-like. The coding region runs from base 258 to 3422 and encodes 1054 amino acids. Gene Ontology annotation, biological process: actin filament organization; endocytosis; clathrin coat assembly. Lineage: Eukaryota; Metazoa; Chordata; Actinopteri; Cypriniformes; Cyprinidae. The record is from RefSeq and is a predicted model, not a curated record. Gene Ontology annotation, molecular function: clathrin-cargo adaptor activity; phosphatidylinositol-3,4-bisphosphate binding; clathrin light chain binding. Gene Ontology annotation, cellular component: clathrin-coated vesicle; actin cortical patch; presynapse. The transcript has 31 exons.
UAUAGUAUAUGAGUAUAUCGUGCGAGCUGACGCUGCUGUGUUUCGCUUACAGAUCUGCGCAGAGACGCGCGUUUUACACGCUCGCGCAGGCAGCGGAGAGCGCUAGAAUGAUAUUCAUGGGCGGCGGACGUAGAAAAUGACCUUUUGUGAUAACGACGAGGGCUUGGAAUUUUCGUGCCCAUUUCUUUUGACUACAUUCUAUUUAUGUUGAUUUAAGAAGUCUCCGUCGCUCGCGCAGUUUGGAUUUUCAUUCCAGAAUGGACCGCGUCAAGAGUUCCAUGCAGCAAGUCCCCAACCCGAUUCCCAAAGUGCUCAGCCGUCGCACUGGAGGUGCCAACAGUUUGGAAGUUGAAAAGGAAAACUUCGAGCGUAGUCAGGCAGUGAGCAUCAACAAAGCCAUCAACACACAGGAGGUUGCCGUCAAAGAGAAGCAUGCUAGGACGUGCAUAUUGGGCACACAUCAUGAGAAGGGGGCUCACACCUUCUGGCUUGCUGUCAACCGCCUUCCCCUUUCCAGCAAUGCAGUGCUCUGCUGGAAAUUUUGCCACGUCUUCCACAAGCUGCUCUGUCUUAACGCUUCCUCUGUCUCUCGGUCACCUCAGGUCAUUAAGGACUCCAUGCGGCACAAGGCUGACCUGAACGACAUGAGCAGGAUGUGGGGUCAUUUGAGUGAAGGAUACGGCAAGUUGUGCAGCAUCUACCUCAAACUGCUCAUAACCAAAAUGGAGUUUCACAUCAAAAAUCCUCGUUUCCCAGGCAACCUUCAGAUGUCAAACAGACAGCUUGAUGAGGCGGGUGAGAACGACGUCAAUAAUUUCUUCCAGCUGACAGUGGAGAUGUUUGAUUACUUGGAUUGUGAGCUGAACCUUUUCUUGGGCGUGUUCAGCUCGUUGGAUAUGUCUCGCUCCGUGUCGGUGACAGCAGCGGGUCAGUGUCGUCUGGCCCCUCUUAUCCAGGUCAUUCUGGACUCUAGUCAUUUGUACGACUACACUGUCAAACUGCUCUUCAAACUCCACUCCUGUCUGCCAGCAGAUACUCUGCAGGGCCACAGGGAUCGCUUCCAGGAGCAGUUUAAGAAGCUGAAGAGUCUGUUCUAUCGCUCCAGUAACCUGCAGUAUUUCAAGAGACUGAUUCAGAUCCCACAACUUCCUGAGAAUCCGCCAAACUUCCUGCGGGCGUCAGCCCUCUCCGAGCACAUCAGUCCAGUGGUGGUGAUUCCGGUGGAGUCUUCAUCCCCUGAGAGUGAACAUGUAGUAGAGACAGAAGACCUGGUGGACACGGACAUCCCUCCUUUACCGAGUACUGUGGACACCAAAUUUGACGAUCUCUUCGGCACCUCGGCCGCUACAGACCCAUUCAACUUCAACAGUCAGAACGGAAUGCGCAAAGAUGAGAAAGACCGUUUGAUUGAGCAGCUCACAGCGGAGCUGCAGGCCGUGAAAGAGGAGCUGGAGUCCUUCAGAUUGGAGAGUGGCCGUCUGUGUCAAGCGCUACGGGGGCGUGUAAACGAGCUGGAGGCGGAGCUUGCGGAGCAGACUCACCUGAAGCAGCAGGCGUUGGGUGAGAGCGAGUUCCUGAGGGUGGAGCUAGACGACCUGCGCAGGGUCAAAGAAGACACCGAGAAAGAGCAGCGCAGCCUGAGCGAAAUCGAGAGAAAAGCACAAGCUAAUGAGCAACGCUACACCAAAUUAAAGGAGAAAUACACAGAGCUGGUCCAGAGCCAUGCUGACCUGCUGAGGAAGAAUGCUGAGGUGACGCGUCAGAUGACGGUGGCCCGUGCCGCCCAGGACGAGGUGGAGAAUGUGAAAAAAGAGAUGCAGGACAGAUUGAAAGCCGCUCAGGAUGCUACCAGUCAGCAGGAGAAGACUCAGUUAGAGCAGCUUCAAGCUCUACAAGCCGAGCUCAUGUCCAGCAGAUCUGAACUAGAGACCCUGAAGAGUACCGUCACCUCCUCCCAACAGACGAACGAGCAGCUAGGUACUCGGCUGUCUGCUCUAGAGGCUGAGAAGGCGGGGCUUAUGGAGACUGUAUCUCAGAAGGAGGCGGAGCUGGCCAGUUUGGGGGUGGAGUUAGAGCGUGUGCAGAGCAGUCUGUCCAAUGAGAGGGAGAGUGGUGUGAAAGCUACUGAGGCCCUGCAGAACCAACUCAAUGAGAAGGAGAGUCGUGAGCAGUCUCUGGAGAGCGAGUUGGUCUCUCUGCGCUGGGCGGCUCUGCGAGCAGCUCUGGAGGAGGCGGGAAGGAUCGUACAGGACUGCCUGAAUCAGCUAGAGGACCCCGCACACAUAAGCUGCACCAGUUCAGCCGAUUACCUGGUGUCCAGGUGCCAGGUGGCUCUGGACUGCGUGGAGAGGCUGCAGUCGGCCAGAGACGGCUUUGUAUCAGAUAACACAGAUGUGUCUGGACUGGUGCGGGCGGUGACUCAGUUCGCUCACCUGGUGGGCGAUGUCAUCAUGCAGGGCAGCGCCACCUCCCACAUGGUGCCGGUGGAGCAAGCUGACGCAUUGGCAGACUACGUGAAGGCGUGUGGCGCGGAGGCCCUGGCGUUGCUCUGCCAGCUCAAGGAGCAGGAGUCUGUGGGGACGGCAGACUGCAGCCGGCUGAGGGCGGCACUGGAUACCGUGAUGGCCUUGGGCGAGAAGUUGCGUCCUCGGGGUCUGGAACUACAGCAAGGGGAGCUGGGAGAUCUGGUGGAGCAGGAGAUGUCAGCCACAUCGGCAGCUGUGGAGUCAGCCGCCGCCAGGAUUGAGGAAAUGCUCAAUAAGUCCAGGGCGGUUGACACUGGAAUCAAAAUGGAAGUCAAUGAAAGGAUCUUGGCAUCGUGCACAGAUCUCAUGCAGGCCAUCAAAGUGUUGGUGCUGUCCUCCAAAGACCUGCAGAGGGACAUCGUGGAGAGCGGCAGGGGGGCCGCAUCUAUGAAGGAGUUCUACGCCAAGAAUUCCCGAUGGACAGAAGGUCUCAUUUCCGCCUCCAAGGCAGUAGGUUGGGGUGCAACCAUGUUGGUUGAUGCAGCUGAUCAGGUGGUGCAAGGCACGGGCAAGUUUGAGGAGCUGAUGGUGUGUUCACAUGAGAUCGCCGCCAGCACAGCUCAGCUGGUCGCAGCAUCCAAGGUGAAAGCAGACAAGGACAGUCCAAACCUUUCCCGUCUUCGGCAGGCCUCCAAAGGAGUCACCCAGGCCACCGCGGGAGUCGUGGCAUCUACCAAGUCUGGCAAGUCUCAGAUCGAGGACACAGAAACGAUGGACUUUUCCGCAAUGACACUGACUCAGAUCAAGAGGCAAGAGAUGGACGCACAGGUGCUGGUGCUGGAGCUGGAGACCCGACUGCAGAAAGAGAGGGAGCGACUGGGUGAGCUGAGGAAGAAGCAUUACGAGCUCGCUGGCGUCGCAGAGGGCUGGGGAGGAGAGGAAGAGGGAACGGGUUGAGACUCGUCACGUUCUGUGCAGCAGCUGUGCUUGACGUCUUUAUAUAUACACACUAUCUUUCCCUUCUCCCUUUUAUUGUACUUUUUAACUCUUUUUUGAUUUCUUUAUUGUACAUUAAAGCCAAAUAAAAGGUGCUUUUUUUUCUAACCUGCUCCUUCCCCGGCCUGUGGAGUCUGGAGACGUGAGGAGUGUGACGGUAUUGUGUGACGAAGGGGGAGGAAGAAUGGAAGUGGAUGGGACACCACCUAGUGGACAGAGAGGGACGUGCAGGCUCGCUGAACUGUCUGAGUAUUUAAUGUCCUCUUAAACGUCCUCAUUACGAAAUGGAGAAUCUUUCCCGUCCCCGACCAUUUAGAACAAUCCCGUCUCUCCGUGAAAUAUCCCAUGAUGCAUUGCACAAGGGUGAGUCACCGCGUUUUAUAGGAUAUGACACUGUGCUGUGAUUCUUCCGGACUCAACUUUUACAAACAGCAGCAGUGUGCGACUUCCACCUCUCAAACGCAUUCCUUAAUGUCUGGGUCCGUCCUUCCCUAGUCCCCUAGCAGUGGACUAAAAAGAGUGCUUUGGACAUAAUAGCUGAAGACCUACUGUGGACUAACACCUGAAAACACUAGCAAACUCAACCGAGACUCACUUUUUCUGUAUUCAGUAAUUUUUUUUUUUAUGUUAAGCUUUUCUUUGAUUAUGUUCCUGAGGCUUUCACUUUAUAAGAAACCCUAAAUACAUUUAAUCCACUGGCUUUUUACUGUUCCACCAUGUUGACUUAUAGGACAAACUGCUAAAUAGCUCAUCUAACCUGUGAUAUUUCAACAAAACUGUGUCCUGAUGCGUUUCACCAGUUUCAAGUCCAUGACUGAAUAUGAACUGACUGUUUUUGUGAGACCUCACAUCAGGCUGGAGCUCAUUGUUUUUGUCUUAAUAGCUCUAUUAAGGUCAUAUGGUUUGUUCAGCACAGAUAGAUAUGGCACCGUAUUGUAUUAGUAACGGUCCCUAAAAUGGUCCCGUGCGGUUUAAAUGCUGUUAAUAUGACAAUAUCUGUUAAUUCCUGUUGUCUUCUUCCAGCUCCACAUACGCUCACCCCUUCACACUGAGGCGAGGAGAGACAUCUGUGCCUU